ACUUUCAGUUUCAAAUCAUGUUUAAAACUGUUGUUCUGAUCUCCAGUGAUGACCUCAUCAAUGACCUCAUCAAUGACCUCAUCACUGAGCCACAGAACCAACAACGCUGCUCUGACUCUGAGUCCCAGCAGAUCUCAGUUCUUUGAAGGAGAAAAGGUUUCUAUGAUCUGCUCUGCUGGAUGGACUGUGAGGAGAAACACGACCACAGACACCAGGACUGAGUGUGAGGACUGGGGGGAACCAGCUGGUUCCUCCUGUGAGGUCAGUCACAUCUUCCCAUUAGACUCUGGUGUGUACUGGUGUGAGUCCACAUCUGGAUCCUCCCCCAGCAGCAGCAGCAGCAUCCAGCUCUCUGUCUCUGGUGGAUCAGUGAUCCUGCAGAGUCCUGUCCUCCCUGUGAUGGAGGGAGAUGACGUCACUCUGAGCUGCAGAGCAAAGAGUCCAGCCCACAACCUCCCAGCUGCUUUCUAUAAAGAUGGCUCCUUCAUUGGYRAUGRRYCWUCAGGUCACAUGACCCUCCUCCAUGUCUCCAGCUCUGAUGAAGGCCUCUACCAGUGCAGCAUCAGCGGUCAGGAUGGAGAGUCUCCAUCCAGCUGGAUCUCUGUGGAAGGCUCAGCGCCCCCUGCUGACCGGCUUCCUCUACUCCUCCUGUCCAUUCUGGUUCCGGUCGGUUCUGUUCUGGUGGUACUGGUUGUAAUGGGGAGACGAUGCGUUCAGAGGAAGCUCCGAGCUGCAGAGAAAGAUGGCGUCACCUACAGUGCGAUCCGGAUCAGCACGGAGCCACCAGACCGUCUCAGAACAGGUUCUGGUCCAGACACCGUCUACACCGAGGUGAGGAGGACCGGUUCUGGCCCGGUCGGACCCAGAGGAGCCAUCAGCUGCUGAUCUUCACCAAACUGAACCUGGAGGCGGGCCUGAAGCCGUUGACUCAGCUGUGACAUCACUUCCUGUCGCAGUGAAAGGAAGUGAUGUCACAGCUGAGUGACAGGAAGUGUCAAUGGGCUCAUUGACCCAGAAUGUAGCAGAGGUUCUGUUGGACCUUCAGCAGAUUUUACAGCUUUAACACUUAGAGCAAGAAAAUUAUCAGUUUUAUCUUUUUAAAUUUUUAUAUUUUUUAAGUUAUUCCAGUUUCCUUUGUUUUUAUUUAAGGUGGUUUCUAUGUUUCUGCAGGAAGUGAUGUUCAGCCC
Messenger RNA from Poecilia reticulata (guppy), 1187 nucleotides. The record is from RefSeq and is a predicted model, not a curated record. Lineage: Eukaryota; Metazoa; Chordata; Actinopteri; Cyprinodontiformes; Poeciliidae.